Molecule: messenger RNA, 5416 nt
Organism: Serinus canaria (Common canary)
Lineage: Eukaryota; Metazoa; Chordata; Aves; Passeriformes; Fringillidae
Gene: GPR146
Product: G protein-coupled receptor 146
Exons: 3
Coding region: 781-1785 (334 amino acids)
Biological process (GO): G protein-coupled receptor signaling pathway
Cellular component (GO): membrane
Molecular function (GO): G protein-coupled receptor activity
Source: RefSeq, a predicted model, not a curated record
CAACCCCAAACCACGAGCUCGAUCUCCUCCAAUGAAAGAGGUACCACAGGGUGUAGGCAGGUUGCCAGGCGAGCUCGGCAGCGUGACCGCACUGCAUUGAGUUUCUUUAAUGAAAGCCAGGAAAGAACACAUUACACAGUGUUUCUUCUGAGAGCCAGCGAGCCUCCAGUGAUUGAAAUCAAUAAAAACAGUCGGCAAGGGGCCCAGUGGGGGAAGAGAGAAAUCUCCACUACAGCAUUCAGUUUGCUUUCCACUUUCUCCCUCCCCCUCGAAAGUUAAACUCCGAAGAUCACCAUGACAAGCUACUUCGCUUCCAGCGCUGGGAAGACGCUGGUGGGGAUUUAAAGGAAGCGAGCGCUUUCCUUCGCCUCCCUGCCUUCGCUCUCCCCCCGGCGCGAAGGAAAUGAAAGGCUUGUUUGGAAUUUGAAUCCCGCCUGGAAAAACUUCAUUGGACAAGUGCAUCGUUCUGCAUUUCAGGAAAGGGAUGGAUUUUACGGUCAGAGAACGCUAAAAGGUGAAAGGGGGAAGAAAAGCAGGAAUCUGAUCCAGCCGGAGCCCACGAACAGGGUAGGAUGUCCAAGCCGGCGGAGGGGACCUCUGGAGCUGCGGGACGGACUGUGAGCAAGUGCCUGAGAUCACCCACAUCCUGAGGCACCUGGAACGCUGGGAACACGUGACGGACACACCAACCCAGUGGCUCCAUCUCAGACUGACAUUCUCCUGGGCUGCACCUCGUAAAAGCUGGUAACCAGCAAAGACGACACAAAAGCUAAAAUCACUAUGUGGAGCUGUGAAGCCUUAAUCAACAGUACUGAGAACAGUGAGGACCAGCAUCUCUGCCAUGACUUCGACCUUGUGCUUUCCAUCUUUUCCCUUCUCUACCUCAUUAUAUGUUUCCCAAUUGGCCUUUGUUACAAUGGCCUGCUGGUCCUAGUUAACCUCUACAACAAAGCUACUAUGACUAUGCCAGAUGUUUACUUUGUCAACAUCGCCAUUGCCGGCCUCAUCAUCAACACUCUGGCACCAAUGUACCUGCUGGGUCUUGCCAAUACAAAAUGGGCCAUCUGGAAUUCCAACAAUGAAGUUUAUAUUACCUUCCUUAUUUUAUUCAACGUCUCAUCAUUAGUUACCAUGUACUCUACCACACUGCUCAGUCUGGACUACUACAUCGAGCGAGCCCUGCCCAGGACUUACAUGUCCAGUGUGUACAACACCAAACACGUCUGUGGGUUCAUCUGGGGCGGGGCCAUGCUCACAAGCUUUUCAUCUCUCCUGUUCUAUGUCUGCAACCACGUGUCCACCAAAAUAAUCGAGUGUUCCAAGAUGCAGAACCAGGAGGCAGCAGAUGCCAUCAUGGUGUUCAUCGGGUACGUCGUUCCCGCCAUCGCCGUUCUCUACGCGCUGACGCUGAUCCUGCGGAUCCGCAAGGAGGCCACGCCACUGGAUCAGGACACUGGGCGCUUGGAUCCCUCAGUGCACAGGCUGCUGAUUGCCACAGUCUGCACACAGUUCACCCUCUGGACACCCUAUUACGUUAUUCUCUUGGUAAGCACGUUUACUAACCUACGAGGAAGAAUUCCAGAUGUAAAUUCCAUUCAAAUAUUACACUUUGCCACGAUUCUGUCAAAAUUCCUGGCUUUUUCCAGCAGCUUUGUCAUGCCUCUGCUCUACAGAUACAUAAACAAAAACUUUCCCAACAAAUUACGACGUUUGCUUAAAAAGAUACACUGUGGGAACCAGGGGUGUUCUCACGAGCGCACAGUGGUACAGCAGGUCAUGACAUAGGUGUGACACAACCCCUGGUGCUCUGCGAUGGCAGCACUGGCUGCUCAGUGCUGGGACUGUGACGCUGCUGUGCUGGCACUCAGAGACAUGUGAGAGUCCCAACCAAGAGGCUGGAAGGAGCUUCCAUUGCAGUUGAAUGCAAGAGUCUUAAUUUUCCAGUAGUUGUUUGCUGAAGUGGUGUGAGGCUCUGUGUGCUGCAUUACCUGUGACAUCAGAUACCUUCAGUGCACUGAACUGCUGACAGAGGAUAAACUCUGUUUUCAUGGCUCUGAUCUUCCUCUCUGAAGAAAUCACUAAGCAGUUUAUUGAAGUCUUGACUGAAGACACAGCACCUUGUAUCUUGUAUAGAAAAAGGUAUUACCUUGUUUUCUGUACAAAGAAGUGAUAGUGCUAUCCUUGAUGAAGUAAAUAGCAUUUUUCAAUGAAGAUUCUAUAGUUGAUCUUUACUGAAGAUCAUAUUACCCAAUUAUACAUGUCCAAAUAGUAAAUGUUAAUUAUAAAUUAAAUUAUUUAAUUUCUUUCUCCAUCACUGAUUCCCCCUCUAAAAGAAGCCUAAUUUACUUUUUUCAGAAAUUAUUUUCUCACACAAACUAACCUGUUUUAACAUUUACGGUGAAGUGAUUUUUCUUUUAGCUACAACAAAUAACAAAAAUGUGUUUUAGUUUUCCAGUGCUUUGUUUGUAUCCUAAAACAUUUCAGGAAUUCAGAAAUAUUUAUUAACUAAUUCUGACGGAACUCAGAGAUGUUUGUUCCACAUACUAAAAUGAAGGACACAGUGGUUUACAAAGUUAAAUCAGAAUUUAACUAGCAAGGAUUGUCUGGCUAAGUGUUAUGGUCCACAUAUGUUCAUGUAACAAGAGUAAUUAUCUUAAAAAAUAAAUAUGUUUAUGAUUAACAUUUUGUAUUUCCAAGGGAUAUGUUUGCAACAAAUAAAUUAAACUCUCUUUAAUCUAGGUCAUCACUGGAGGUUUGGAAACAAUAUAAAAUUCCUCAAUACAGGAAUCCCAGUCAGCAUCAGCUCUUUGCUGACCUCUCAAAAAAGCCUUCCAUUGGUAUUCUUGGAUACACAGUAAAGAAUUUCACUGAUUAUAUGAAAUACAUGAGAAACACAGACAUGGUGCAGGAUGCACAUACACAGUUACAACAAGCUACAAAGCACUGACCCAAAAACUACCUGUUCUUGUGCUACUGUUGCAUUAUUGACAGGAGGGGACAGGAGGGGGGUGCAAGUGGAGCUGAUGUUCUCCCACUGGUGUGGGGCCCCAAGACAUUUUUGUCACUUGACUCAUGCUACAGCAUCAUUUUAUUGCUUAAUCUGUCACAGCACAACUCAAAUUCCACAUGACAUCAUUUAAAAAAAUGUGACUUUUCAAGCUUCUGGUAUAGAAAAAAACAUGGAGCAAGAUCAGAACUGAACCUUCCCAUUGCUUAGAGCACAAUCUGGUCUGAUAACUGGUCCCAGUCUGUCAGCAGAGACACAUACUGAAGUUCUAUGUGAAAAGAACUUUCUGAGGAACAGAUCUUUCAGAUUUUUUCCCAUCAAGCAAUUUCUUCCCUUAGUCAUCUUUGCUUAUCUUCUUUAUAUACAACCAUCUCUAAGUUAUCAACAUCCUGGUGGAAGAUUUUCCAUUAACCUUUUUUUUUAAGAGCUUUUCAUGUUUUAUUGAAUAUUUUAAACCCUUAAAGCCUACAGAGUAAAUAAUCUAUUUCUGUGGUGUUUUCAGUUUUAGCCUGUUGAUGAAAACCAUGUUAAGGACUUAAGCUGUUCCUUAUUGCUGUGUGCAACUCAUUCUUUAGUGCCUCUCUGCUGACACACAUGAUACUGGCUGCUUUCUUGGUUUUGUCCACCUUGAGAGAUUUUCUAUGAAUAUCUGCACAUCUUGAGCACUCAAGCUCACUUUCACACAGAAGUGCUUAAGAAAAAAAUCUUUCCUUACAGCUGUCAAGCAAACAGACUCCUUCUUCCCAUCUGAGGAAAAUUAGGUUUCUUAAUGCACCACAUGAAAUCUCUCACGUAAAAUCUGUUAAAGAAAUUCUGUGCCAUUAUGCAGGAGGAGUUCCAGCAGGGAGGAACUGGCUUAUCUGGUGUGAAUAGAGGCUUUCAGAACUGGGACACUGCCAGAACAGUGCAGCUGAGCAGGCAACUUUAAGUGCAAUUUCAACUUCCAUGUUGCUUCCUUACUUCCAUUUCCUCCUUCUCUUAAGACAUCUUAUUUUCUGUCUCUAAAAGAACUGUUGCCUAUAUUUCUGUUCCUUUCUCUCAGUGUUAAAUUCUCAGUUUCAGAUCAUAGCUCUUGUGUCAUUUCUCUUUAUUAUUUUUCACUUCUCUGCACAAUUUAACUCUCAUUUCUCUCCCAUCCCUGCUUGUCUUGCACACCUGGUACCGUUCAAUGCUCAUGUUUACUUCAUCACACUGACUCCUUUAUGAUGAUCCAAAUCUUACUCAGUGAUUCAACAUUACAAAUUUAUGUAGUAAAAUGGAAGCUGCUAUUUAAGAGAUGUAUAAAGACAGAUUUUUAUGGAACUUACCCGUGGGGCAUCCAAUCUGAUUUUUUCCUAAUCUGUUUUACUGCAACAGAGCUAUGGAUGUUUGUCUGUAUACUUGAUAAACACUAAAUGUGAUGGCAAUCAUAGAUACAAAAACUUGGAUAAUUUAAUGAACAAGACUGCUAUCCACUCAACCUCUUAGAAAAGUUAAUUUGAUUUAUUAGUUGCCUCAAAGAAACUGUGCUGUGGAUCUGCCUUGCUGCUGUUCUCCUGAGGGAAUUCUGAACUUAACUGCAGCACCCUUACCUUUAUCUCUUAAAAAUCAUCAUCUCAAAAAGAGAGAUCUUUGCAGUGUUUAUAUAAAGAACAGUAGAGGAGCAAGUGCAGUAAAAUACUUAAGGAAAUACAAGGUAUCAUAAAUAAGGAAGAACUUUUAUGGACAAACGUUUAAUACACAAAGUUCUUGAGAACAGGCCUUUCCAUUUCAAAUACCUGAAGGUUGCUGGUGACUGUAAAUAGGGGCUUAUCUAUUACACAUUUAAAUAGAUAUGAAUAAAAAUACUGUAUAUGUGCAAGAUAAAAAUCAGCCUACUGAUGUAAAAAGAAUCUGCAAAGAGUUUAUUAAAUUAUUUCUAAAAGUGUGUCAUUUAAAUGUAAACCUCUGAACAGGAAGGUGUACUGUAUUCUUCUGUAUGUAUAUAAUGUGUACUAGAAAGUAAGCACUAGUUAAGUGCCAUUAUUAACAGUGUUAUUUUCUCACAAAAUUAAACUUAAUAUUUGAAUUGAUUUACGGCUUACAGCCCUCUUGCUGAACUGCUAAUUAAGUCAAAUCAAUGAACUAAAAAAAUGUCAUGCUCUGCUUCUGUCUGAGUUUUUAACACAGCUAGCUCAAGACAGGUCCUUGUUGACCAACUUAGUAGAGGUCUUAGUUUCAAAAGUUUACAUUUCAGAAUCAAAUUUUGUUGGUCUAAGAAGAUUCAAUGAAAGAAGGUGAUCAGACACUAUAAAAUUCCUGGUUCUGUUACAAUAAAGAGAUGUGGACUCCAAUAUCAUGUCCAAAUACUAUAGAAAAGGACUUUAUGGAAAGCUCCAUAAAGGAAGUAUUGACUCAUAAUACAUUCUCAAUAAAAAGUGUUCAAGUGUU